Molecule: messenger RNA, 4561 nt
Organism: Ornithodoros turicata
Lineage: Eukaryota; Metazoa; Arthropoda; Arachnida; Ixodida; Argasidae
Product: hippocampus abundant transcript 1 protein-like
Exons: 9
Coding region: 298-1881 (527 amino acids)
Biological process (GO): transmembrane transport
Cellular component (GO): membrane
Molecular function (GO): transmembrane transporter activity
Source: RefSeq, a predicted model, not a curated record
GCUAACGUCAGCAGGUGGUUCAUGGCGUCUGGUUGUGUUGCGUCCUAUUACCGUGUGUUUUGAUGUGUUUACGGGUAGUUGAUAAUCGUCGGACGUAUUCUUAAAUGCCACGACGUGCUCGUAAUUUAUUUAAUCCACGGUGUAGCUUCAUAGAAGGGACGAUGUGUCAUAUUUGUAGUUGCCUAGCGUUAGGCCUAUCCUAUAACAACUGUUCAGCAGUUUAGCUUGUGUGUUUGAGAGCAUCAGAUAUUUAUUGAACGUACUCAUUCAGCUCGUGUAUGCAUUUGGGGCGUACGCAUGAAUCGGGCAAUCACGAUGCCUGCUAAAGUCUCGAGAAAGGUUGCCACUAUGAUCAUCAGAAGUCGGAAGUCAAUAAUGAAGGACGGUUUCAUUACGUCCGGGUUUGGUGAGCCGAGCGUUUAUCACGCCGUGGUUGUCAUCUUCCUGGAAUUCUUCUCAUGGGGCCUCCUUACGACUCCGAUGAUCACAGUCCUUAACGAGACGUUUCCAAACCACACCUUUUUGAUGAAUGGCUUAAUUAUGGGCAUUAAGGGGUUCCUGUCAUUCCUGAGCGCGCCCCUGGUGGGAGCACUGUCCGACGUGUGGGGACGCAAGCUCUUUCUUCUAGUAACUGUUUUCUUCACGUGUGUUCCAAUUCCACUGAUGAAGAUCAAUACCUGGUGGUACUUUGCCAUGAUCUCAAUGUCAGGGGUGUUUGCGGUGACGUUCUCCGUGGUGUUCGCCUACGUGGCGGAUGUGACGGACGAAGCGGACCGCAGCGCGGCCUAUGGGCUGGUGUCCGCCACGUUUGCAGCUAGUCUGGUGACCAGUCCCGCCCUGGGAGCCUACCUGGGCAGGAUGUAUUCAGACACCCUAGUCGUUGCACUGGCCUCGGCCAUUGCGCUGCUCGAUGUACUCUUCAUCCUCGUGGCUGUUCCGGAGUCACUGCCAGAGAAACUACGCCCUGCGGCGUGGUCCUCUCCUAUUUCGUGGGAGCAGGCUGACCCCUUUUCUGCCCUUCGAAAGGUUGGGAAGAAUCCCAUGAUCCUGAUGCUGUGCAUGGCUGUGUUCCUCUCCUACCUGCCUGAGGCCGGCCAGUAUUCCAGCUUCUUUGUCUACCUACGCCUGGUGAUGGGUUUUUCGGCGGAGGAAGUGGCCCUCUUCAUCGCUGUCGUUGGGUUACUGUCUGUGAUAGCUCAGACGAUGGUGCUGACAUUGUUGAUGAAGACCCUGGGCAGCAAGCAUACCAUCAUGGUCGGCCUCUUUUUCGAGAUGCUGCAGCUGAUGUGGUACGGCUUCGGGUCCCAGCGAUGGAUGAUGUGGUCCGCGGGCGGACUGGCAGCUGUCGCGAGCAUUUCGUACCCGGCCAUCAGCUCUUUUGUGUCGACACAUGCGGAGCCCGACAAGCAAGGCCUGGUGCAGGGAAUGAUCACAGGCAUGCGAGGUCUCUGCAACGGCUUGGGUCCUGCAGUCUUUGGCUUCAUCUUCUACCUCUUCCACGUGGACCUCAACGAGAACCCACCUCCCAACGGUCCACCUCCGCCCUCCGUUGCAGCGAAUGGUUCCCUCGUGCCCGACAACAUGCGGUUGGUCCCGGGCCCGCCAUUUGUGUUCGGGGCACUGAUGGUGAUGCUGGCUCUGCUGGUUGCCGCAUUCAUUCCCGACAGCCCUCCUCCCGGUUCCUCAUCUUCAUCUUCCACCUCGUCUUCGUCCACGUGCGCGUCCGCCGCCUCGACGUCGAGGGGAGCUCGCCACUUCGUCCGCAGCGGGGGAUCGGGACAGCUGCCCGGGAGCUCCUCCAUGGAGUUGUUCCACCACGACGUAGUGCACAAGCGCGACGGGGGAACCCUGCCCCUGAUGCAGGACACGGACCCUUUAUAGCAGCUGUCGACCGUUUUUUAAAUGCUGGCAAGACGUGGGACUCUUUCUUGAGACGUACUGUGCCGCACGUGAAUUGUGGAGGAGUAACGGGGUGUACCCAAAUGAUGUACCACACACACUUCGAGCGUUAGGAAACGACGGAAUAUGCUAGUUGGGUGUUGCGUUCGGAACACGUGAGGUGUGCUGCAAGCAUACUGUACUGGAGUACCCAAGCAUACUGUAAGAGUACCCAGGUGUACCGAGAGACCAAGUACCAAGGCAGUACCCCAGAGUACCUGUGAAGGCAGAAUAGUUUGACGUGCUGACCUCUGUACCUUCCUGUAUCUUCUGUUUGAAUCUGGGGGUGUUAUUUCCUACUGAAUUAGUAUGUCAAAGUAGUCCUGUAGAAGACUUUUUUUUCUUCUUUCUUUUGGUGGGGAGCGCAAGACUUGUGGCUGUUAUUUGUAAUUGUGAAGCCCCUUCUUUGUGUUAUUGUCAGUUAAUGUUGCUUUGGGUUCCCAAUUGAAAGCGUUCACCCUCCCAGGGGAACAGCCAGAUGGGCCAUUGAGGAUGUGCAGCAGUAAGUGGUUGCUUCACUCCUAGGAACAAAACUGGAACCAUACAAUUUCUCACGUGUUCUUCCAGUGCACAACACUCAACAAGCUCUAUAUGUAUAUAUAGCUUCUGUCGUUGGCUGUAAUAUGUGGUACCUUGUACUGGGUCACUCCGUAUUUGUUCACAUCACUCUCGCUUCAUUGCAACGUUUCUUCAUAUUUUCUCUCUGUCUCUGCUUUUUUUUUUUUUUUUUUUUAACGUGAACAAAUGUGUGAACGUUGUGCGGCGAAAUUGGAGAUCGGAUGAUCUAGCCUCGCAUCAUUAUUUAGGAUUAUGCUCAGUUCCUUUGUUUUCAAAAACAGUUGCACCUUCUGAGGAAGCAGUAAAUUAAGACACAGAGGUUCACAUGGCUGUUAGCAUGCACAGCACAGUCACCGUUUCAUUGCUUUGGUGCACAAAAGCUAGCAGACGACAAGAAGUGUGCAUGCCGGUGGUGGCGCACGUCUUUUAUAACAUUCUGGGUCUAGCAGUUUGCAAAACAGACGGAACAAUUAUUUCGGGCUCUCGCAUUUCUCGAGAGGGGUGUCAGUAUUACGUUAUUUGUUAUUCAUGUACUAUAACUGGUGACGUUUCUGCAGUUGAAAACUGUAAAACGCCAAUUGGGUUCCCGUUUCUUUUAUAUUUUUUUAUAUCGUGAGCAAAAUGAGAAAUAAGUUGGAAUGUUUUGAUAUUGUUAGAAAUGCCGAUACAAAUAACAGAGAAUGUUUCGAUUAUAGUGGGUGCUUUUGUGUUUUGUAGUAAUCUCGAUAGGGUAAUGGGUAUGCACUGACCCUUGCAGUAGAUUGCAGUAGAUGAAGUAAGCGGCAUACUAGUAGCACAUUCUGGCGCUGGACACAACUGUUCAAUAACAAGCAUAUGUGCUGUGCACAUUCUUUUAUUCUGCGCAUUUGCUGUUCAACACUGCAUGAUCUCGUUGCUAGCUAAUAAUUGUGCCGUGACAAACUCUUACACACUUGCGGUAGGGGGCACUUAGUACUUAGCCUGGCUCCUGAUGUUAGUCUUUUGCGUACCAUUUGCUGAACUUCAGGUUACAAUUUUGGUUGCUUUUUUUUAGGCAUCCUACUGACUUGCGUUCCAGUACAUGAGCAAAUCUGGGUGAGAAUGGCUUUAGGCUUGGAAAGCAUCACAAUGUGAUGUCCCUUUCAACUGUCUCAGGAGGUGGAACACACUGUUAAUGACUGCCACAAAAGACAGCCUUUCGUGACUAAAGAUUGUUCGUGACUGGGAGCCACUGAGCACUCCAUACUUGCAGAUUUUCGAACAAGUUAACUGACAUGGCAUCCAUUCACUGAAGCCUGUUUACAGAAAUUUGUCAUGCUAUUUGAAUCGUGCCCAAACUGUCCAAGCGAAAAAGCACAGGUUCAACAUUGCUCACGUAAUUUGAGCUGUUAUUUUUGUUUGCUUUUGAAACCCAUUUUUAAACCGCAGGCACACCAGCCUUUUCUCGAUCACAGUUUACUUGGGGGUAGCAUUCCCGAUUCCAGUUUAGCAGCAGUUCAUUCCAGUUUCGGGUCAAAGGUCUGGUCAACAUGUGUUCCUUUUCUUCUUGACUGUUUCUGAGUGCUCAGGGCUCCCUGCCCGUUCGGACCAACAUCAAAUUUCCCUGGAUGUCGUCUUUUUGUGUCUGCCUUUAGCCUUUACAAUGUGCAUUGCUUUUUUCAUCAGCAUCACGCGAACACAGUCACAUGUUCACAGCAGCUGACGUAGUAACUCGAUUGAUGCCGUGGUACCUCUACAGCUUGUGCAAGACUCAUGUUUCUGUGACUGGAAAGAGCAGAUAAACCAUGUUUGAGGGGACGGGCCGGUGACUUUAAAUUGCUUCUCUGUCGAGCCAGCCGAACAGUUGUGAUUCGUGCCAAGCAUUCAGUGAUGUAGCUUUGUAGGGGGCCAGUCAUUUUUUUUUAGCACCAGUUGUGAUUAGCUUCUGUACCUCAGAAAACGCACUCGUCAUAAAUGAGCCAAAGAGUUUCUUUUUCCCCGGUGUAGAGUGUUGGAUGACCGCGGGAGGAAAUUUCGUGCAGAAUCUGUGUUGAAAUGUUAGCAGCCUGCCACGACGUACAAGAAAAUGAAAAGUUGAAAACGAAAA